AUGAACGACGACAUUCCACUUCCUUCUCAUCAUCCGACAUGGCCUACAAACAGAUCACGUUCUCUCGAGGAACGCUCCAAUAAAACGGCUAUAAUGCCGCAACACUAUGGCAGAGCUGGAAGCGAUGAUGGACGUGCUGGACCACCUCAAAAUCGGGUUUUGGGACUUUGUAACAAUUUCGCCUAUGUUGUGAUGCUUAGCGCGGCGAAGGACAUCUUAGAAUCGGAUAGUGGGAGCAGAACUCACAAUGUGACCCAUACAUGUCGAGAGGAAAUUGUAGAUCGACAUUGUCAAAAGUUAUCGACUGGUGCAGUUCUGUUGGCGGAUAUCGUUCCUGCUCUUGUGGUUAAAGUAACAGCACCUCUCUAUAUACAUACAGUUCCAUUUGGGUGCGUUAUAUCCAUCGUAUUUAGCCGUGUUGUCAUCACGAGCUUGGGAUCUGGUUUAGGAGAAGUUUCAUAUUUGGCUCUAGCUUCGUAUUUCGAUGCGCGAGUAAUAUCAAUGUGGUCGUCAGGCACUGGUGGUGCAGGUAUCAUUGGUGCCAUGGCUUAUGCGAUACUCACUGACCGAUUAAUGUUGCACUUCUCACCUCGUGCCACAUUAUGUGGCAUGUUAGUCGUACCAUUGAUGUUCGCCUAUACGUAUGUUUUUGUCGUUAUUAUAAAUUUUUGGUGCAUUCUAGAGCUACCUAGUUCGAUUCACAGAGUCAAUGUUUGUGAUCGAAAAACUUAUUUUGUACCUAUAAGACGCGAUCGUGACUCUCACGAACGACGAAUAUCAAGUCCAUCGGACUCGUACAUUGAGAGACCACUUCUGGAUGAAGAUAACGAAGAUGACGGCCAUUUCACUACCCGAUACCAACGCAGUCUAUCAUUGCGGCAAAAAUUUCGAACGGUCGUCCCAUUGUUGAAGUAUAUGUUGCCAUUGGUCAUUGUCUACUUUUCUGAAUAUUUUGUUAACCAGGGAUUGCUUGAAUUAAUGGAGUUCAAUUGUUCUCAAGGAUUUGGGCUCACACCCGCAAGCCAGUAUCGUUGGUAUCAGGUACUGUACCAAGUGGGAGUUUUUGUCUCGCGAUCUUCAUCUGAGUGCAUCGCGUUGCCUGGGGAAGCAUUACCUGUUCUUGCAAUGCUUCAGGUUUUGAACGCUACCAUUUUUUAUUUUGAAGCGGUUACUGGUUUCAUGUCACACAUUAUUCUGCUUAUGUGCCUUAUCAUCUACGAAGGACUACUGGGUGGGGCCGCUUAUGUGAAUACCUUUAAGGUUAUUCAUCAGGAGGUUCCUGCCGAUCGCAAAGAGUUCAGCCUAGGGUUCGUAUCCAUAUCAGAUACGUUUGGGAUUCUUUUAGCCGGUUUUACUGCCAUUCCUGUCCAUAAUAUUAUUUGCGAACGACCUUUGUAA
Molecule: messenger RNA, 1398 nt
Organism: Angiostrongylus costaricensis
Lineage: Eukaryota; Metazoa; Nematoda; Chromadorea; Rhabditida; Metastrongylidae
Source: the annotation of a GenBank genome assembly